Dermacentor albipictus is the source of this 2324-nucleotide messenger RNA. Its product is annotated as hapless 2. Lineage: Eukaryota; Metazoa; Arthropoda; Arachnida; Ixodida; Ixodidae. The record is from RefSeq and is a predicted model, not a curated record.
UCAACAACAACAACCACGCUGUGCUUCGGCUUCCCUAUGAGUCCCCGUGUGACCUGGGUGUCUAUCACCCUGGCGCUGGCGUACAACGCGCUUGCGGCCGCCGCUGGGCCCGAGAUCAAGGCCAAGGCGGUCCUGGUGCCCUGCGCGGCCGCGCCGUCAAAGCAGGGCCAAGACAGCGCCGUCCACGGAUUCCUCUCGUCCAAGCCGGCGCUCACGGCGUGCGAAAAGAAACUCGGCAUCGUGCUCCGCAUCAACAACACCGAGCAGCAGGUGGAGAAAGAAGACAUGUACGUGUUCUUCGACGAAGCUGUGGAUCAUGACAGCAACGAAAGUGUCAAGCUGCUUGAGCCCCUGGUCGUCAAAAUCUACCAGCAUCCGGUGGUCCUCGCAUACGGCUUUCGCUACCUCGGUAGCGUCAACGGCAAGCUGGCAGAGGAAGUGUACACCGUGGCCAACCUGUCCCGACCAGAAUCGCUCAAGGCGUGCUACUCCAACGACAUUUCAGCCUUCCAGUGUGGCUACGACCCGGAUGAACUAUACCCCAAGGGCUUCUGCUGCCCGUGCGCGGAGGACGAGUGCCCCGCUGAUGGCCGCCAAAGGCGCUGCGACUCCGCCGAACGCAGUCCCAGCACGCACUGCCUUCGGGAGAGCCCGUACUGGUACUCGGUCACUGCGCUCGCUCCUGCCGUCGUCUACCACGCGCUCGAAGUGCACGUCUUCAGGAAAAGCGGGCCCAGCUCGUGGCACAGCGUGACGGGACCCAAAGGCGUCUUCCUCAGCACCGACAACCCGACGAGCCGCGCCGGCGACGUGGUGGCCAAGUACCUGAGCAGCGUGGAGUCGGCGCCAGCGCUGCCCUUCGAGACCCACAGGCUUCUCGUCCCGCACUUCGCUGCCGGAAUGGCGCCCGACGACCUGCCGCCGCACAUGAGGAACGGGGCAAGGGACUACCUCCUUGUACGAAAUCACGUGUUAGGCCUUGGUGACGCGGCGUGCUCCAAGGUCGGUUCAUACUUCAAAGCUUUCUGGAAUCAAGAAGAACGCUGUCAACGCCAAAUUGGAAGCUGCCUGGAGCUGCAGCCCUUAGACAUGUGGUCUCGAGACAACGAACUGCGGUCUCGGGGAAUGAGGACGGAGUACUUGUUGGAGGGCUUCGCUGAUCCCACGGACGACCCGAUCUUGCUGAACGAGAAGACAGGGCGCCGCUACCUGACUCUCCGCUACGCAGGCCCUCACCUCAGCGUCGCCUUCCUCGAGAUCAGCGCCGACAGCCUCAGGCGCCAAGCGUCCGAUGCGAAGCAGUCCCUGAGCGAGGUGAGCACAACAGCCUCGGGGAACCCCGUUGUCAUCCGGCUCUACGCCACCAACACCGACCACAGUCCAAUGGUGGUCAGGGCUGUGAUACAUGACUGCAGCUUCGGCUUCGGAUCCGCCAGUACCGACCAGGUUCCUUUGUCCCCGGGACAGAAGUUGCUCAUGCUGCUUAGCCUCCAGGUCGAAGGCAGCAUGCCCACCACUGACGUGUGGUGCACCGUGGCUCUUGAAAACGACGGCUAUCGUAUCAUCACGUCCAGGAAUGUGCUCAUCAGGCCGAAGGGUCACUGCCUCUGCUACCUGGACUGUCAAUGCAUGUGCCUAGGCGAGCUGGUGAUGUGCAAGGCGGAAAGUCCGGCAAACCGGGACAAGCGGAACACCAACAAAAUGCCUUCAGCGGCUCCCGUGCGGAAGCCCACGUCAGUGAUGACGACCAGCUCGUCUCACUUCUACAAGAUCCCAGAGCCCCUCUAUACUGCCUCGGCGACUGAAGACGCGGCGGAUCCACUGUCCUGCGGCUUAUCGAUAACAAUCGUCAUACUCGAAAUUCUACUUAGCUUGGGCUUGUUCAAAGCAAUAGUUGGUCUUGCAAGCCCACCUGUAGCAAGAUGGGGCCUUCAAAAUUGUAUUGCACAACUCGAGCACUCUCGUGACACUGAUUCAAAUGGUUCAUCAACUUCCGAUGCACAUGAAAAGAGAAGAGUCGGUGCUGGGACAGUCUUCUGCAUGAAUGCAUUCUGCUUCUGCAUGCUGCCCUUCAUUUUCUGUGGGAGAAAAAAAAUUUAUCACACAAAGAGAGAAGAACUCGAGGACAAGAUUUUCGGUUUUGAUGCUGCGAGUCCACAAAGACUGCAAGGUCAAGUGGUGCCCACAUCUCACAUCAGAACUAUCUAGAUUGCCUUAUCAAAAGAUAAAGGCUGCUAUUUAUUUUCAAUAGUACAAGCCUCAAGACACUAGAGAUUGGGCAUAAUGUACUUCGACAAUGUGAAUAUAUGCACUUUUUACGCUAA